CUCGAUUUAACAAGUUGAAAAUCUGCUGAAUAAUUCAUGAAGAGUGGAAGGGCUGAAUCUUCCUGGAAUGAUAUACAGUGUGCGUACUGUGGCACAGGAGAAACUGCAAAGCUUUGUAUCAGUUGCUGCCGUUUCUGCUGCUGAUUGCGAGGUGCUGCUGCUUUUGGCAUUUUCACAGCCACAGAAUCCUCAGUUGUGCUCUGGUCUGCCAACAGCUAUCUGCUGCCUAUGGACCCACCUUCACUAGCUACAGCCUGUGGGAUCUCUUGCUGCCCACCUGCUUUGGACACUGCUGUUCUCUGGACUGUCAGCGCAAACUGCAUUUUCUGGACCUUGCAGCUUGUGUGACUGAAACCUGCCGUAGAGUCCCUCAGCUGCACAUCCCCCCUUGUGCUCAGUGGGGGACUCCUGCAGCAGGAUCUUCAGACCCAGACAAGGAUGGCAUUUACAGGAAGAAGUCAAAACUGAGCUGCAUUCAGCGAGAUGCCCAACGCCUCUUCCUGGAGUGCCAGCUCACCUCUGCUGCUGCUCUGGGAGGACUCCUCCGGGACCCGCAUCUUCCUGUCGCUGCUCUACGCAGUCUUAGCUAUCUCAGGGACUUUAUCUAAUGUGAUGGUCAUCUAUUUAGUCUUCUCCUUCAAGAAGCUGCAGACAACCAGUAAUGCCUUCAUUGUGAACGGCUGUGCGGCAGACCUGAGCGUGUGCGCCCUGUGGAUGCCCCAGGAGGCUGUGCUGGGGCUGCUGCCCCCCAACUCCUCCUCCCUUCGCUCGCCGGAGUACCGGCUGCUCCGAGGGGGCCUCCUCGGGCUCGGCCUCACCGUCUCGCUGGCCUCUCACCUGCUGGUGGCCUUCAACAGGUACGUGCUCAUCACCAAGCUGCCCAGCGUGUACCAGGCCCUCUACCAGCGCAGGCACACGGGAUGCAUGAUCGGGCUCUCCUGGGCGCUCGCCCUGCUCCUGGUCCCGCUGCUGCCCGGGCUCUGGACGCCGGGCGCUGCCCAGCAGCCGCCCCCGCGGCAGACGGACGGCAGCUCCCGCUACACCGCCCUGCUCCUCGCCCUGGCCGUGCUGGGCCAGACCGCGCUGCUGCUGCACUGCUACCUGGGCAUCGUGCGGCGGGUGCGGGGCAGCGCCAAGCGGGUCAGCGUCCUCAACUUCCACCUGCUCCACCAGCUGCCCUUCCCCGCUGCGCCGCCGCCGCCCCGCCGCGCCCAGCGCCGCCUCAGCAGCGUCUCCGUUCUGCUGCUCUGCUGCGUCUUCCUCCUGGGCACCCAGCCCCUGGUGUGGGUCAGCCUGCUGGGCUUCUUCCUGCGCCCGGCGCCGCCGGCGCUGCAGGCCGCCAGCUGGCUGCUGCUCUGCGCGCUCUCGGCCCUCAACCCUCUGCUCUACACGUGGCGCAGCGAGGAGUUCCGCCGGGCGGCUCGCUCCGUCCUGCCCCGCGCCGAGGGCUCCGCUGCCGCCCCGCGCCCCGCCGCUGCCGCCGGCCCCGCCGCCGCCCCACCGUGCCCGCAGCUGCCGCGGCGCCGGGGGACGGUGGGCAGCGCCGGGGCCGCCGCCGCGCCGCGCUGAGGGGCCGCGCCGAGCGCCGGGCAGUGCGAGCGCCCCCGCCGGCCCGCGCCCCCGCCCCGCGCCGGGCGGGCGCGAGCGCCCGCGUGCCCGCCGGCGGUCACCUCACGGCGGGGUCACCUCACGGCGGGGUCACCGCACGGCGGUCACCACCGCGCCGUCCCGGCCCCGCGCACCGCUCUCCCGCUCCCUCCUUCCCCGCACUGACAGGAAGCCCGAGGCUCCGGCUGCGUGCAUGGGGCACCGGGACGGGCGCUGGGUGCUGGUCUCCCGCCCGCCCGGAGCGCGGCCCUCGCCGCCCCCUCAGCGCCGCUCCCGCCCCCGGCGCCGUCCGGGACUCCCGCCAAAAGCCGUGGAUUUAGAAAUCUGGGAUAACUGGUAAAUAUGGCAACGUACGUAACUGUUGUUAUGCUUUAGAGAUUUCAAUAUGAGACAGGCACCGAGACAGAGACUUACUGCAAAUUUGUUUUUAUAAAAUCUGUGUAAUUCUUAAAGCAUUUGAAGUAAUUAUUUCAAGUGAGCUCCCUGGACACGAGGUUCACUUGUGAAGAGCUGGCAAGUUCCUCAUCACACGCACACAAAUCCACCAGGAACUUUCCCCAACAAACUUCCAUAUGAUGGUGUCUGUGGAAACUGGUAAAAACACGCACGCCUCUGUGGUGAUCUGGUUUGGAUAUUUUGUUUUGAAAGCUCUUUAUAUAAAGGCCUGUUUUGACAAAGGUCUCUGCCUAUGGUAAGGCACUUGAUAAAAUGCAAUGCAAUAUGGAGACUGGUGGUGUCCAUCUAACCUUGUGUCCUGUUCAGUUACCAGUUUAUUGUGUUUCUAUUAAAUGCGUUAUUGCUGAAGUGCAAUCACACAGCCUGUGCUAAAUAUAAAAUUACAUUCUGUGAGGCAUUUGGAAAGGCAACAGCUUCUCGCGCUGAGGGUGGCAAGGGAAACCAACUGCUGUGAGUGCGGCACCCUCAUUCCUCCCAGGAACGCACCUGAAAUCCUUGUUUCCUUCCCUGUUUCUUGACCACCUUCCUCCUCUUUUCCAACAUGUUUGCUGUUGUUCUCGUAGUGAUGAUACUUACUGCUCUGUUUGCCUUUUGGCACAGAAGUCUGGAAGAAGGUAGUUGUUUUCUGAGUCCGUGAGCAUCCACAAGCAGUAUUACCUAAAUUGUUCUGUUUUGAGAAGAAGAAUGGACACAUGGGAUCAUAGGAAAUGUCUUCACAACCAGUGUUUGUUGCUCUGGAUGACAGGUAUUAAUACAAGCUUGGCAGCUCUCAUGAGGACAUUUGAACAAUGAGACAAUAAUGAGGAAGCGACAAGCAUGAUAGGUAUAAUGUAAGAGGCCCUAUGGCCAUAUUUUAUAAUGCUCCACACGUUGCUUGCCUUACCUGAUGGGUUUGAUUUUCAACAGAAAUUGCUUUAAGAGGAAGGGAAGAAUUUUGUUUUUUCCCAAGUUUAAGACCUGUUAGGCAUCUGUGAUAGAGUUACGUAUCUAAAAUCCUUAUACCAAUAUUUUAUUUUUCUAAAUAAAAAUGACUGUCAUCACAGAACAUAUUCUUCUUGAGGUCAGGAUUUGAUAACAGCAUCAAACCCAGGCCUCAAAAGUAAAAUGAAAAAAAAAAUCUUGACAUCCUGAAAAUGCAUCAACAUCUUGAAAACAGCUUUAGCCAUUUGUAAGGACCUGUGGAAAUGCAAGAGAAGUUUCCUAGAGUCUGAGGCUUACAGAGACCUGCUUCCUCCAUCUGGGGGAUAGUGUGAGAGACAGUGUGCCGCUGUGUGAUAGCAUCAGAAAUAUGGAGAAGGCUAGUGGGGAAACACGAACACACGAGAUAUGCAAGAUUUAUUUUUGUCAACACUGCGCACAUAUCUUGGAGAGCGGAGGAGCCACUAUAUCUGUGUUGUAAUCUCAUCCUAAUCACAGCGAUUGUGCUUUUGCUAGCUUUGUGCAGCAAAUUGAGAAGGAAAACUGUUCCAACCACACCUCUACCAAUUCUGGAAAAUAUUCCGGAUCACUGCAGAAAUAAAGCUAGACCAAGGGCCACUUAGGCAUGAGACCCUGUUCUCCUAUAAAGUAAUCUUUAGGCUGGAACGCACAAAUAGAUCCACGUUGCCAAUUCCCACCAUGGCUAAAGGAACUGAAGGCACUUGGUAAAGCCCAAUACUGGGCCCAUAAGCAAAAGAACAAACAUUAAAAUAAAAAAUUAGACAACAUCCCCCUUGUUUUCAACUAUGGAACUUGUUAGUCUGGAAUUAAAGCAAUAACCUGUUUCAGAAUUCAGUGUGCAAACAUCAGAUAGCUGGAACUUCUGGGCUUCUUCCCUUGUAAAAUAGCAUGCUAGUCAAAUCUGAAAUGCCUGUAUUUUAUAGAGACUACAUUUUACAUGCAAACAUGUAAAAAAUGCUGUUAUGUACAAAACUCCAGCUAUCCUUAUGCUAUGCAUUAAUUCCAGAGAACAGCUGGAGAUCCCGUGGAAAGUUUGAUGUGAUUACAUCUGACUGUAGAUCUUUGACUGUUUUAAUAUACUCAGGUGACCUAAAUAGCAUUACGCAGAAAAUAAUUUUAAUUUAAAGUAAUUAAGAAAGAGCAAUUGUCUCAAGAUCAGUUUCUCUGGGAAAUUACUGCUCAGAAAAGUCCUGUAUGCCUUGUUCUACAGCCAUAUUCUUUGUAUUUCCACACUGUAAAUACUCCAUGAUAAAUUGCAAUGGAAGCUCGGCUUAGCUCAACUUCUGCUGGCGUGGUGGUACUGCUUCUUGGUUGAGAAAACUGAUCUGACUCACAGUUUUUGGCAUCUAUGCUUUACUUUUACAGCUGAUUCAAAUGUAUCCACUGCUACUUUAAUGGUGACUUUUCUUCAAUAUAAAUUUCUGUCAUACUCAACUAAUUUACAGAUGCAAGGGAUAUGUGGCCAAUUGACCUUUAAAAUGUCUCAACCAAACAAUCUUUCAAGAGGUGUAAAUGAAGAUGGUGGGAAAUCCCAUCUGCAGUUCAGACGAGAUGUGCUUGAACUGAAUUGCUCCUUUGCUCUGGUGUUGUGCCAAGCAAGUUGUCUCAGCAUGGCCUGAAGUUACGCUUCCUAGAACGGCUGGUCAGCUGGCUUCACAUGUGCUAGAUGAGGGCUGUGAUCUCAUUAAAGCAUUGGAUUUAUUAUACAGUAGUUCAGCUGUGUUGUUCAUGUGCCACAGGUGCCUAUUCCUUUGCUAUUUUCUCAGGGCUUCUGGAAACAAGAGUAGCUAGGAGUUAGUAAUGGGCUGGGUGGAUUGUGGCCAGUUGUACUGUUGUGGCUUAAAACCAGCCACUUGGUGUAUUAGGGCCUGAGGAAAUCUGCUACUCAGUUUGCUGUUUGUCCAUGCAGAAAUACACGUGGGAGUGGCUUUUUGAAACUGAAAUUGUGGUGCCUCAGAAAAACACCCUAGGGCAGGAAUAUGGUUAUGAAAAUUGCUGGCAGAGGGUGUUCAUGAAAUCAUAGUUUGGAUUAAAUCUUUUGAAAUUACCCUUAAUUUAAGAUAGUUGUAAAAAGCCAUUGAACUGCUUUGUGGAAUCAGGUAGCUACAGUAAGUAAUAUGUGCUUCCACCAAAACUGGACAAUCACUGCCCUAAACAAAGGUGCAUUAAAAAGUACAGACAGCAAAAUGAAGCUGGGAAAAUAUGACGAGGAGAUAAAGGUAACAAGACAGGGGCACUAACAGUGUGAUUCUGAGGAACAACACAGCAAAGAGUCCAAAAGCCAAAAGAGGCCUGGGAUUAUGAUGAAAUAAACCAUCUCAAAUGAUUUGAUUCUUUAUAUAUGUGAGGAAAUAGAAUUCUGUGCUCUUCUUAAUAAAUAAAAACAUGAAAUUGUAUUCUAAAUUUCUUUUUUUUUUCUUUUUUUUUUUUUUUUACAAAGCAUUCCAUACACCAACAAAUUUUCUUUAAUCUCUGGAAUCAAAAAAGACUAAAGGUAUGAGUUGCAUCAGGGCCCUUAUGGACACUUAAUUCAAUGGCAUUACUGGAUUUAGAAGCAGGGAUAACAUCUUAGCUAAUCUCCAGAUUCAGUCAGCCAUAAGCACACUGUAAACCCUUUUUUGUAACUACCAAAUUGAUGCUAUUUUUAAGAAAACCCACAUACAGAUUAUUUUCAAAUGAAGACGUUUAAGUGUAGCAUUUCAUUAAAGAAAAAAGUGACAACAUAUACUUUAGCUUUCCAUUUCAUCUUAAAUCACAUAUCUAGAUUAUUGCAGUAUUCUUUAAAUUCAGAAGUCCCUUUCCCAAAUGGCAGUGAAAAUAGCUUUUCUCGUGACUGUUUAACUUCUAAGAAAGCUACCUUUUUUUGCUCUUUUAUGUCAAUCCUUCCCAUGCACUGUCAUCAUUUUAUCAGGGUAAUAGUCUAUUUUCUUUCUUUCUUUUCUCCCUUUCUUCAGUGUUUCUGUCAUUUCCUUCACUAAUGGAAAAGUACUUGAUCCUGCUGAUCAGGCCAUGACUGCUAGAGCCAUGUAAAUUUUGGGUGACAAUUGUAAACCAAGACUAAAGAACUGAGGGACAAAUCCCACAUACUUGAAUUUCUACCUAAGACUGAGUGGGCUUUGAAGGUGGAUUGUUUCCUGCAUAGACUAGUGGACAAAUGCUCUGUCUGUAAUUACAGAUACUUGCAUUUUAUUAAGCCUGUGUAAAGAACAGGGGUAAUAUAGAAAAAAAACGUCACAAGUAGUUUGAAGGCUGGAGAAAAAAACUUUCUAGCUGAAGAUCUCAUGAUGAUUAACUUAUCAAAACUUAUCCUUACAGAAUACACACCCUUUCCAUAGCCUUUGCUGUGGUUAUCAGCUUUUUUAGUAUGGUAUUGAAACAAGAGAGUAGAACCAUCUAUCAUGUUAAAAAAAGAGAUAUAAAUAGGAACACAAAAAUUAUUUAUCAUAUAUUGUUAGUAAAUGUAAGUUCUCUUGAUUCCACAAUAGAUAACUUGCUUGGCUCUUUCCUGUUUGUUGUAACUGCUAUGUACAUGCUGACAGCAUUAGGAAAGUCACAUACAAAUAUAACAAAUUAUGGCUCUGAGCUGAAUUAAAGGCAUGAAUUAGUUUUCUUCUAUCUCAUGCAUCAUGAAAUAUUGCUAUUUUACUGUCUACUGAUUAUCUAUAUUAUACCUGUCACCUGAUAGCAACCACGGUCGUUAUGGUAAUGUCAAGAUUAUAAUUAUAGUCCCUUCUGCAAUGUAGUCAUACUAUGCUAAAAAUCGUCUCUUUGAGAUGGUAGUGUCCCAUGCUUGGUCUCAGCCCAAACACAAAUACAUUUUUAGAUUUUUGAGAGGAAAAGUAUUUUGUUUCUGAGUUAGUAACAUUCAAGGAAAAUUAUAUACUUAUAUGUACAUACGCGUGUAUAUAUUAAAUAUAUAUAGCCUUUUAGUAACAUUCAAGGAAAAUUACAUACCUAUGUGUACAUAUAUGCUUAUAUAAUUGAAAAAUAUGUAGCCUUUUGAACUAUGGUUUAACUUCAUUUGAAAUAAACAGAACUUAUCAAAA
Messenger RNA from Columba livia (rock pigeon), 7049 nucleotides. RefSeq names its product G protein-coupled receptor 88 (gene GPR88). Lineage: Eukaryota; Metazoa; Chordata; Aves; Columbiformes; Columbidae. The record is from RefSeq and is a predicted model, not a curated record. The transcript has a single exon. Gene Ontology annotation, molecular function: G protein-coupled photoreceptor activity. Gene Ontology annotation, biological process: G protein-coupled receptor signaling pathway; phototransduction; cellular response to light stimulus. The coding region runs from base 484 to 1569 and encodes 361 amino acids. Gene Ontology annotation, cellular component: plasma membrane.